ACCUCUUGUAGUAGUUUAUUAAAUUUCUAGCAUUUAUCCUCCAUAAACUAAGGAACUCCUGUUCUUACAAAGUGCUUGUAUACAUUCCCGAUUCUCUUAAAAUCCACGCUGGAGCAAAGUCUUUUACCUGCGGCUAUUCUGGUGUUAAAAGUUCAUCUCACUUUGUUUUGAAAUGACUCUUGUCUGUUUGUCAGAUUUUGAAGCAUAUGCUAGAAAGCAUCUUCCCAAGCCUACCUGGGAUUAUUUUGCAGCAGGUGCUGAUGAAUGUUAUACGCGGGAUGACAAUUGCCUGGCAUAUAAAAGAAUCUAUUUGCGGCCACGUGUGCUGCGGGAUAUGUCGGCAAUAGAUCCAAGGACAACGAUUCUUGGCUCUGAAAUUGACUUCCCAGUGGGGAUUGCUCCCACUGGCUUCCACGGUUUGGCUUGUCCUGAUGGAGAGCAGAGCACAGCUCGAGCGGCAGAAGCUAUGAAUACCUGCUACAUAGCCAGCACUUAUUCCACUUUCUCUGUGGAAGAAAUUGUUGCUGCUGCACCUAAUGGUUUACGGUGGUUCCAACUCUACCUCCAUCGGAAGAGGACGUUCUCAGAGCAGCUGGUACGACGGGUUAAUGCAUUGGGAUUCCAGGCCCUGGUGCUCACAGUUGACGUGCCCUACACGGGCAGGAGGCGGGAUGACAUCCGCAACAAUUACCAGUUCUUGAAAUCCAUCCAAGUGAAGAACUUUAAAGGAGCUUUUGAGGAUGAAGACCAGACUGAAUAUGGUCUGCCCCCUGGAUCCAUAGACCCAUCUAUCAAUUGGAAUGACAUCACUUGGCUACAAAGUCUGACCCAGCUGCCAAUCAUCAUCAAGGGGAUUUUGACAAAGGAAGAUGCUGAGCUAGCUGUGAGACAUGGGGUUCAAGGGAUUAUCGUAUCCAACCACGGAGGAAGACAGCUAGAUGGAGUCCUUCCUACUAUUGCUGCUCUGGUUGAAGUUACUACUGCAGUGCAAGGCAAAAUCGAAGUUUACUUGGAUGGUGGAGUACGAACAGGGAAUGAUGUGUUGAAAGCAUUGGCACUUGGAGCAAAAUGUGUCUUCAUCGGCAGACCCACAGUGUGGGGUUUGGCCUAUAAGGGUAAAGAAGGACUUCAAGAACUUUUGAAGAUUUUAAAAGAUGAAUUUUGUCUGUCAAUGGCUCUCACCGGCUGUAAAAAUGUCUCAGAAAUUGGCCGGCAUCUUGUUCAGUAUUCCAAAUUAUAAAGAACUCUUCUGCAACACUCACCGGACCAGAAGCAGUAGGGUAGCUAAAGAAAAGAAAAGAAAAAAACUCUGGAUGAUUAAAAACAAGGGGGAGACCUCGGCCACCAGCCACAUGUCAAAAAGUUUGUGUGAUGAGAUUUUUGCAGUCCCCUGAAAUGAAUGGGAUUUAUAGCUGGCCUAUACUGAACUAAUUGCGAGCCCCAUUCUUUUGCAUGUCUGUCUUCAUGAUACCCAGCUAGGAAACAUUCCUUAAAAACUUUCAAUUGUACCACAUUCUCCUCUUUGGAUUAAGUGUGCAAAACGUCAUACUAUCCAAUCAGGGGUGGAUUUCUGCUGGCAUUACUGCUGGUUCAGUGCAUGCGCGAUUUUGCUCGUGCACACACCUGACGCACACUCCACGUGCGUAGUAGUCUAUAAAUAGAUCUGCGCAUGCACAGAACAUUUUAAAAAGUCAGAAAAAGAUGUCAUGGUGACUGGGGAACCAAUUUGGGGGUAUGGCGAGCUUGCCAUCCCUACCGGUUCAGAGACCCAGUUGCCAUUUCCACUACUGGUUCCACUGAGCCAGUGCGAAUCAGUAGGAACCCACCUCUGUAUCUAAUGAUUUAUGUGUUUUACUUUGAAUAAUACAAUAAAACAAAACCAUGGCAUCACUUAUUUGGAAGGACAAUAUUAGGCCAUGGACUCAAAGUACAGUUCAGUGAUGAAAUCAUAAUUAAAACAUCCCUGGCAGGUUUCUAUCUAGCAUCUGUUUGAAUACAUUUAAUAAAAGGGAAACAACCAACUUGCUAGAUUAAAUAUUCUUUUCAUUAGAUUUCUUUUUCCUUACUAGAACCUGUCUUUGCAAGUCUGAACUGCCACUCCAUUAAUCAGAACUCACCAUUCCUGAUCAAUAGAUAAUCCCAGAAAUGCAUUAACCAAUCCCUAUUCAUCUUCCAGUUAGAAAGGAAAACUCCCUCCCCCAUGACUGUAAAAACAUUUGCUGAUUAGGGAAGAAGCUCUUAGUUUAACUACAGUGACAUCAAUAUGGCAAUAGGAAGCCAGACCUGUGUGAUGGUAAAAGCCCAGUAAUGGCUUCAUACAAUUACCAGAGAGUACAACUCAUUUUUAUUGGAUUUGUACGAAUCCAUUUGUAAUGAUAGAGAAUGUAUCUAGGCUUCUUCUGUUCGUUGUUCUUCAACAAUGUGCUUGGUCUCUGGGCCCAUGAAUAGAAACUAAGUUGUUGCCCUUUCUCUAAUCUAAUCUAAUAAAGGGUGUUGGUACUUACAUGAUAUGCCUCUUCUAAUAAGGUGGAGAUAGCAUCCACGAAUGGGUUAACAUGGUCCGUGCUCUGA
Thamnophis sirtalis is the source of this 2571-nucleotide messenger RNA. RefSeq names its product hydroxyacid oxidase 2 (gene HAO2). Gene Ontology annotation, biological process: fatty acid alpha-oxidation. Gene Ontology annotation, molecular function: (S)-2-hydroxy-acid oxidase activity; FMN binding. The record is from RefSeq and is a predicted model, not a curated record. NCBI's taxonomy places the organism in Eukaryota, Metazoa, Chordata, Lepidosauria, Squamata, Natricidae. Gene Ontology annotation, cellular component: peroxisomal matrix.